AUGAGAGCCCUGAAAGCAACCCUCCUCGCCGCAUUGGCUGUUACCAAAGCUCUGGCAAUCACUUCCGGCCCAGGUCCUUCAAUUCUUGCUAACAGAGAAGAGAUACCCGAAGUGGAAGCUUCUCUGGCAAAACUGGGAGUUGAUGUGACUACUAUUCCUUCCUUGAACAAUAGGUCCUCUUGCAACGCUUGCGAGAAAGCUUGCGGUGCAUUGGAUUAUCUCUACGGAUCUCAAAAAGUUAUAGCAAAAGGCACCGAGGCCUAUCAGAACGCCACCGAAUCCUACUGGUCCGCUCAGCAGCAAGAAGCCAAGCCUACCUGCAUCUUCAUUCCUUCGGUCGACACUGAUGUGUCUGUUUUGGUUCUUCUUGCCCAACUCACAGAGUGCCCGUUUGCAGCCAAGAGCGGCGGCCAUGCUGCCUUUGCCGGAGCCUCCAGUAUCCCAGGAGGGAUAACGAUCCUGUUCCGCGACCUUAAUGAAGUCUUACUCAACGAGGACAAGUCCGUUGCAUCGGUCGGUCCUGGUAAUAAAUGGGGCCGGGUGUACAAAGCCCUAGAACCGCAUGGCCUUGGCGUUAUAGGUGGCCGCCUGUCAGACAUCGGCGUUGGAGGCCUCACUACAGGCGGUGGCAUCUCUUAUUACUCGAACGAAUAUGGCUGGGCACUGGACAACGUGGAAAGUUUCGAGAUUGUCAGUGCAAUCAACGGCGAAAUCCUCACAGCGAGUAAAACCCAGCAUCCCGACCUGUACUGGGCUCUGCGCGGAGGAGGAAACAACCUAGGACUUGUGACCAAGUUUAACUUGUACACAAUUCCCAGCUCGUUGCUCAGAGGCAUCACGCGAGUCUACAGUGAAGACCAAUUUUUGCAUGUCCUCGAUGCCUUCACCGACAUCGCAAGAAAAGGCAGUCUCGACAGAAAUGCUCAGCAAUAUGUGGUAUUCGCGCAUGCAGGUGGAAUGAACAUUGCUUCGGCCGAAUUGACUUAUACAAAGGACGUAAGCGACCCUCCCAUUUUUAGGAAAUACCGCUCCAUUCCUGCUCUCUCCGACACAACCAGCACGAGAACUCUGGCUGGGUACUGCAGCGAGAUAGGCGCGCAAGACCGAAACGGCCAGCGGCAGGUCUUCUGGAACCGGACGUUCAAACUGAAUGACGAAUUUGUGCAUUGGGUAGUCCUGCACUUUUUCGCGAUGGUCUCCCGCGUGGUCGACGUCCCUGGCGCGCUCCCGAUGCUGGUCUUCCAAGCUAUUACUGAGCCGAUGCUCGAGAAGAUGUCCAGCGCUGGCGGGAACGCUCUGGGUCUGGAUACGUCAAACGGUCCAAUUCUUAUUAUUCACAUCCUCUGCAAGUGGAACAACACUUCCGAUGACGACACCAUGUAUCGGUUUGUCGACGAAUUCUUCACUGCGAUUGCUACUGAGGCGGAAACGAGAGGUGUGAGCAAUGACUUCGUCUACAUGAACUAUGCGAGUCGUUUUCAGGACGUGAUCUCUAGUUACGGAACGGAUAACAAGGCGAGGCUGCAGGAGAUUGCAUUCAAGUAUGACCCUCGCGGUGUCUACCAGAACCUUCAGCCUGGUUAUUUCAAGCUGAAAGGUGCGCCAUCGCAGGGAAAGAGAAGACAUAGACACGGCAGGAAUAGUUCUGGCUAA
Messenger RNA from Aspergillus calidoustus, 1653 nucleotides. The record is from the annotation of a GenBank genome assembly. NCBI's taxonomy places the organism in Eukaryota, Fungi, Ascomycota, Eurotiomycetes, Eurotiales, Aspergillaceae.